AUGCCUUCAACGCACAAGAAGGAAAAGCCGUGGGAUACGGAUGAUAUUGACAAAUGGAAGGUUGAAGCUUUUACUCCCGCAGAUAAUGCGGGCGGGACAUUUACAGAAGAAUCCUCUUUCGCAACCCUUUUUCCAAAAUACCGCGAAGUUUACCUACGAGAAGCAUGGCCUUUAAUCACCCGAUCACUCGAGAAAUUUGGCGUGGCGUGUACACUUGAUUUGGUUGAGGGUUCCAUGACGGUUAAGACCACCAGAAAAACUUUUGAUCCGGCGGCAAUUCUAAAUGCACGAGAUUUGAUCAAACUUCUUGCGCGAAGCGUACCAGCGCCUCAAGCUGUCAAGAUUUUAGAAGACGGUGUAGCGUGUGACAUUAUUAAAAUUCGAAAUCUGGUACGGAAUAAAGAGCGAUUUGUCAAGCGGCGUCAGAGGAUACUGGGUCCAAACGGCAGCACGCUGAAGGCUUUGGAGCUUCUUACGGAAUGUUACUUGUUGGUUCAGGGAAACACGGUCGCAGCGAUGGGUCCAUACAAAGGUCUAAAAGAAGUACGGAGGAUCAUCGAGGAUUGCAUGGCGAACAUCCACCCAAUCUACCAUAUCAAAGAGCUUAUGAUUAAGAGAGAGUUGGCAAAGGACCCAGAACUUGCUGGAGAGAGCUGGGAUAGAUUCCUACCACAUUUUAAGAAGAGGAAUUUGAGCCACCGCCGUGUGCCUCAUAAAGUUGUGGAUAAGAGCAAAAAGGUUUACACACCAUUCCCGCCACCACAAGAGAAGAGCAAGGUGGAUCUCCAAAUCGAGAGCGGAGAAUAUUUCUUGGGGAAGCAGGCGAAAGAGCGUGCUGCCAAGGAAGACCGUAUUGAGAAACAGAAGGAGAAGAAGAAGGAAAAGCUCAAGGAAAGGGAGCAGGAGUUUGUCGCGCCCAAGGAGGACAAGAAGAAACGGAAACGAGAGAAGGUUGACGGGGAGGACGAGGUAAAGAAAGACAAGAAGAAGAAGAAGAGAAAGGAAGUUGAAGCAGCAGAUGAGGACUGA
Messenger RNA from Glarea lozoyensis ATCC 20868, 1029 nucleotides. Its product is annotated as Eukaryotic type KH-domain (KH-domain type I). Gene Ontology annotation, molecular function: RNA binding. The transcript is spliced from 2 exons. The coding region runs from base 1 to 1029 and encodes 342 amino acids. The record is from RefSeq and is a predicted model, not a curated record. NCBI's taxonomy places the organism in Eukaryota, Fungi, Ascomycota, Leotiomycetes, Helotiales, Helotiaceae. Gene Ontology annotation, cellular component: nucleolus; small-subunit processome.